Molecule: messenger RNA, 1192 nt
Organism: Rhinolophus ferrumequinum (greater horseshoe bat)
Lineage: Eukaryota; Metazoa; Chordata; Mammalia; Chiroptera; Rhinolophidae
Gene: TRNAU1AP
Product: tRNA selenocysteine 1 associated protein 1
Exons: 9
Coding region: 87-950 (287 amino acids)
Biological process (GO): selenocysteine incorporation
Cellular component (GO): nucleus
Molecular function (GO): tRNA binding
Source: RefSeq, a predicted model, not a curated record
GCGUCGGAGGCGCAUGCUCCGUGGCGGUCCCGGCCCAGCGGACUGGCGCGGUCCGCAGCCCGCAAAGUCCAGGCCCUGCUGCGGGCAUGGCGGCCAGCUUGUGGAUGGGCGACCUGGAGCCCUACAUGGAUGAGAACUUCAUCUCUCGGGCCUUUGCCACCAUGGGGGAGACCGUGAUGAGCGUCAAAAUUAUCCGAAACCGCCUCACUGGGAUCCCAGCUGGCUACUGCUUUGUAGAAUUCGCAGAUUUGGCCACAGCUGAGAAGUGUUUGCAUAAAAUUAACGGGAAACCCCUUCCAGGAGCCACACCUGCAAAACGUUUUAAACUGAACUAUGCCACUUAUGGGAAGCAACCGGAUAACAGCCCUGAGUACUCCCUCUUUGUGGGGGACCUGACCCCAGAUGUGGAUGAUGGCAUGCUGUAUGAAUUCUUCGUCAAAGUCUACCCCUCCUGUCGGGGAGGCAAGGUGGUUUUGGACCAGACAGGCGUGUCUAAGGGCUAUGGUUUUGUGAAAUUCACAGAUGAACUGGAACAGAAGAGAGCCCUGACAGAGUGCCAGGGAGCAGUAGGACUGGGGUCUAAGCCAGUGCGGCUGAGCGUGGCAAUUCCUAAAGCGAGUCGUGUGAAGCCAGUGGAAUAUAGUCAGAUGUACAGUUACAGCUACAACCAGUAUUAUCAGCAGUACCAGAACUACUAUGCCCAGUGGGGCUAUGACCAGAAUACAGGCAGCUACAGCUAUAGCUACCCCCAGUAUGGCUAUACCCAGAGCACCAUGCAGACAUAUGAAGAAGUUGGAGAUGAUGCAUUGGAAGACCCCAUGCCGCAGCUGGACGUGACGGAAGCCAACAAGGAGUUCAUGGAGCAGAGCGAGGAGCUGUAUGAUGCACUGAUGGACUGUCACUGGCAGCCCCUGGACACAGUGUCUUCCGAGAUCCCUGCCAUGGUGUAGCCAGGACAAAGGACAAGCCAGAAUGGACUGUGAGGGAGAUAAAGACACUCCUUUAAAAAAAAAAACCACACUGAACUUUUACCUUUUUGGAAAUGUUUUAUAAGGUUUUAACCAUCAAGUUUCCUGAGAUUAUGAAUAUUACUGCAAUUCUGCUGCCUUCAUUUGAUAUAGUGAGUCAUUUGUUUGAAAACCAAGGGACCAACUAUGGAAGAGGGUUGAAUAAAGUUUUCAAGUUGUCAAGA